GAAUAAACGCUCAGGCGCGGCGGCUACAGAGAAACAGAGCAAAAGAUGCCAGAUGCCAAGUGACCUCCACACCUCCCCCGCUGCGCCGGACGCUCAGUGAAACGAGUCUGACCCUUCCAUCUGCUCAGGAGGAGGAUGCCAGGAGACCAUACGCUACAAUCCCUGAAAGGCGCGCAGAUGCCAGCGUCCUCCCCGAGGAGAGAGCAGCCAUCAUCAGACACUCGCUGUACUACUCUGCACAUCUCCUUCUCUUGCAGGGAUACAGCCAUGAGCAGGACAGUUUGGUUUAUCUUCUAAACCGUGAGCAGCAUACAUUUGGAUUCCGGACCCCAUCCAGCAAACCCAGCAUUAUCCUGUCUGCCCCAGACAUUCUCCCAUUGCACUGCACCAUCCGCAAGGUGAAGCCUCCAAGGUGCGCCGCUUUCAGGAGCGAGAAGAAGUUGGUGGUGGAACCUAUUCCUGGAGCCAGUGUGUCUGUCAACUUCUCCAAAGUUGACAGGACAACCAUUUUGCAGCAUGGCGAUCUGCUUGGUUUUGGAGCUUACUAUCUUCUGCUCUACAAAGACCCAGCAAAAGCUCAACCAUUGCCUGACCAAGCUCUGGCACGGCUGCGUUCUCUGAGCUCUCAACCAGACCUCAUUUGCAGGAUGUGUGGGAGACACUUAAGGGAGAAGACCUCAUCAUCCAAGAAGAAAGAGUCUGCAUCUUGUAGCCGAGGAGGAAACCUAAUUACCAGGAAGCAUCUAAACCUGGAGUAUGAACGACAGCUGGAGGACUCCCUAGUGAACAAAAUCCUGACCUUGAUUGAGCCAGGGGGUGAUGACCACAAACUUACACCCUCCUUUCUUCUGUGUCUCUGUAUCCAACACUCUGCUUCAUGCUUUACACCUGGGGACUUUGGGCAGCUCCUUUUGAAGGUCACCAGACGUAUUCAGAGGAUGGUUUGGGAGAGGACCAAAGAUCUGGCAGAGAAACAGUCCGACCAACAGGAUCCAACCUCACUGUCCAUCACUGACCUAAUUCCAGACCUGAAACAUAUUCUCUUCUGGAUGUCAAACUCCACAGAGCUCCUGUACUUCAUCCAGCAGAGCUCCCCACGAUACCUGCAGAGCAUGGAGGAUGAACUUGAUAUCAAAGGGUCUAAAGAGUCCGUCUUCUCUAACACAAUCACUGCCAGUGAAGAGGCCAUGACUGUCCUGGAGGAAGUCAUCAUGUACACAUUCCAGCAAUGCGUCUACUACAUCUCCAAGUGCCUGUAUAUGAUGUUGCCUGCGCUGCUAGAGGGGGGUAUUGCUCCUCGGGACCUUCAAAGCUUCUCUCCUCUGCUCCCAGAAGAUGUCCAGCAGGUGAUCGGCAUUUAUCAGACAACACUGGAUCUCCUGCAGCAGUUUGAGGUUCACCAGGACAUGGGAGCCCAGAUGUUUUCCUAUCUGUUCUUCUUCUCAAACACGCUGCUGUUUAACCAGCUUAUGGAGAGAGGCACAAGCCCGGGCUUCUUCUCUUGCACCAGAGGGGUUAAGAUAAGAGCCAACUUGAAACUCCUCCUAAGCUGGUGCCAGGACUUUGGUUAUGGAGCAACGGCUAAGCAAUUCUUCAGCAAGCUUUUGAGUGUGACUGAGUUACUGGCCACUCCUAGUUCUCAGCUGACCCAGAUGUCCUGGGGGUAUAUAAGAGCGGAGUUUCCUUCUCUCAGCCACUCACAGCUGCUCUAUGUUCUGAAUCACAGUUUAAACACAUCGGAGCCCUGCACCAUACCACUCUGGAUGCCAGGGCAUGAGGAGAGUCCUGUCGCUUGUGAGAACAUUAUGGAGACAUUUGAUAACCACCCACCCAUCAUCCUGCCCAGUGAGGGGUUUAAAGUUAAGUUGGAGGGAAAUUCCAUGCAUGAAAAUAUAUACAGACAUCUGCUUUACAUCCGCCAUUUCCUGUGGGGCCUGCGCAGAUCGCCCUCUGAGCCCGGGGAGCUGCAGAAUGAAAUAUCAACUAACCCUUCUGUGAGAUCCACUGCUCAAGGCCACAAGUGGGAUUCUGGGACAGCCGCUCACGCAGCAGACAAUAGACAGAAUGGAAAACACUCAGACAGCGAGGCAGAUGGUCGUGACAUUUCACUUCUCAAUGGUUCCCCCUCAGAGGAAAGGCUAAAGGAAAAGCUCAGGCAUCUCCAUCUGCAAAGCAUGGUCACCAAGGACACAGCCUUUCGGGCUGGCAUGCAACCACUGGACUCUUCUUGUUUACUGACCCCUCCAAAUACACCACUUAUGCCUGAGCCAGAUUGUAACAUCUCAUUACAGCUCAACGGGAUCAGCAGAAGCCCAGUAGAUAUACGGAGAGAGGAGCUGCUGGCCUCAAGAACAGAAGAGAACUCUGACUGCCUGACCCCAAGCACUUGUUCUGAAGAGGAUUUCUGUCACGUGUUUGUGGUGGAGAUGGAGAAGGGAACUAUGGGUCUUGGGAUGGGUCUGAUUGAUGGCUUGCAAACACCACUGAACUCACCUGGAAUUUACAUCAGGACACUAAUUCCCGACAGUCCUGCUGCCUCGGAUGGAAGGCUGGCAAUUGGUGACCGGAUUCUAGCUGUAAAUGGUUCCAGCCUUAUAGGUGCAACGUACAGGAGUGUUCAGGAAAACAUGGCAGAGAUGGCAGCCCUAGCUGAGGCCCAUUUUCCCCUCAGAGUGCUGCUGAUUGACGGAGGGAUGUAUUGCGUAGUGACACAAAUACACCUGAUGGGAAUUAGUCGCAAGCCUGACACAGGUUAG
Bombina bombina (fire-bellied toad) is the source of this 2756-nucleotide messenger RNA. It is a transcript of the gene RADIL, whose product is annotated as Rap associating with DIL domain. Gene Ontology annotation, biological process: substrate adhesion-dependent cell spreading; neural crest cell migration. The transcript is spliced from 13 exons. The record is from RefSeq and is a predicted model, not a curated record. NCBI's taxonomy places the organism in Eukaryota, Metazoa, Chordata, Amphibia, Anura, Bombinatoridae. Gene Ontology annotation, cellular component: microtubule. The annotation marks the transcript as partial. Gene Ontology annotation, molecular function: GTPase binding.